Magallana angulata is the source of this 937-nucleotide messenger RNA. RefSeq names its product MAM domain-containing glycosylphosphatidylinositol anchor protein 1-like. Gene Ontology annotation, cellular component: membrane. NCBI's taxonomy places the organism in Eukaryota, Metazoa, Mollusca, Bivalvia, Ostreida, Ostreidae. The record is from RefSeq and is a predicted model, not a curated record. The transcript is spliced from 6 exons. The coding region runs from base 101 to 937 and encodes 278 amino acids.
CAGACAAAAACUUAGAGUAGCCUAAAUGUAAAGUCACUAGUUAACAAAGUACAACCUAGUCCAACUCACAAGAAAGAGAAUUCAGGACAACGGAGUUUAAAUGUUCUGUACAGUUUUGGUUUUUCUGACCCUCUGGGUCAGUUCAACACGUUGCUCAGGAAGUUGUGUCCAGUUUGAACUCGCACAGGAAGUGUCGCCGACUGAGUCCAUACAGGUUAUAUCUAACUACUCGGCCGCUUCCAGGACGGAGCUGUUCGGCGUAUGUGCCCCUAGGUGUAUGAAAGACAUUCGGUGCAAUGCUUUCGACAUUUGUAAUGGCGAGUGCCGAACCAUCAGAGGAUGGCUUCCGGUAUAUACAGACAGUGGAUCUGGGAAUGUGUGUGAACGCCAUCAAAUCGACUGUGAUGCUGGUUAUUAUUAUGACAGACAAACAGAGAGAUGUGUUCGUCAUUAUUACUGUGAUUUUGAAUUGGUGACUGAAACAUCGUGCUUUCUCUCGGAAUCACAUACAGACAAUGCUGAUUGGACACGGCGCACGGGAACAACUCCGUAUUCUAAUACUGGCCCGUCGUCAGCAAAGUUUGGGAGUUAUUACAAGUAUCUCCAGUCAGCAUAUUACGCGGGAUAUACAGGCAUUCUCGAAAGCAUCGAACACUUUGAAGAUAAAACAUACUGCCUUUCGCUUUACUAUCAUAUGUAUGGCAGCUAUAUGAACAGUUUGUUAAUUUCCACGCAAAAUGGCACUGAUACCCCUAUUAACCACUGGACCAUGACGGGUAACCAAGGAAACGCGUGGUACAGACUGUCGGGUCUAAACCUUCAAUUAGAUCAUAAUACAAAGGUUUUAAUCACAGGAGAACAAGGAUCUUACUACGCUGGAGAUAUUGGCAUAGAUUUCGUACAGCUUUGGCCGUUUGCGUGCCCUUACAGUGUCUGA